Messenger RNA from Cynoglossus semilaevis (tongue sole), 4795 nucleotides. It is a transcript of the gene slmapa, whose product is annotated as sarcolemma associated protein a. Lineage: Eukaryota; Metazoa; Chordata; Actinopteri; Pleuronectiformes; Cynoglossidae. Gene Ontology annotation, molecular function: protein binding. Bases 1120 to 3765 code for a protein of 881 amino acids. The transcript is spliced from 25 exons. Gene Ontology annotation, biological process: protein localization to plasma membrane; regulation of membrane depolarization during cardiac muscle cell action potential; regulation of voltage-gated sodium channel activity. The record is from RefSeq and is a predicted model, not a curated record.
ACUGUGCGGCAGGUCGGUAAACGCCUCAAAGCAGUAACAGUAUGGCGGCUCUGAGUCUGACAGAAACAGAAGCACCAGAAAAAAAGCUUCUCGUCGUUCCUUAGCAGCAAUGUCUGAAGGAUUUGGGGUCAAAACUCAGCAUGGGGUUGGUUUAAUUCUCUCGUAACACGAACACUAGGAGUAAACGCUGACUACACGCUGCAAGGUUUUAUUUUGUGAGCAAUUGUAGUUAAAUAACUAAAUUUCCUGUUAGUCGCUAUUGCGAAAGCUAUGCUAGUUAGCCUCAGAUGCUGGUAGACAAGCACAAGCUUGUUCGUUAAAUAUUUGCGGUGUUUUAACAGCGGUAGAUUGGGGCACCACUCGUUUAUGAAGCUGGUGAAACUAGUGUGAUGAAACGUCAAAAAUCCACUCAUAAACAUGUCAGAACUCGUUAGCUUAGCAUUAGCUUGGUGGUGUAGAACUAGGGACUGAAGCUAACGCUGCUAACUGUCAUUCUAGCAGCACAGGAAGAGGCGCUAACACAUGUUAAUCCCGGAUUAUUGGGAGUUUGAUCGUCAAUCUAAAUUAGAAAUAGUUUUUUUGCGAACGGGUGUAGCUGCAGAUCAGAGGGAGUGGUUCGUAGAUAAGACCAAGCUAAGGUUUAGGUUGUGAAUGACGAACAGGUUACAGCUGUAUGUGUGUUAGGACAAGAUUGAACACAUUUGUUUGUGUUUCUCUAGUUGACGUCUCCGGUCCUCGGCUUUUAAAGUGUUUAAGGAAUUUGGGAAGUUUUUUUCUUAGCUGUAUUCUGGACUAAUGUGGAUCUGGACCCGUUUGUCCUGGGCCCGGUCAUUGUCGGUCUGUACUCUGAUGUUAACGUAGCGAAAGAAAAACUGUUGGGUUUUAUUUGAUUGUUUGUUGGUUUUUUUUUUUUGGUAAAUCUACACGAAUAGGAACUGGACCACUUAAAAAAUUGGACCAAAGAACUGUUUCAGGACUGGACCAUGGUCUUUGAAUAGAGUGAACAGGAUUUCAAGAUUUAUUUUGGCCUAAAACUUAGGCUAUAGGAAAGUUGCCAUUCUGGAUCAAGAGAACCUGCCCCUGGUGUCUGGCUGGAACAACACCCUAAAACCAGAGUCAAUGCCGUCAGCGCUGGCCGUCUUUGCAUGUCGACCAAACUCCCACCCCUUCCAGGAGAGACACGUGUAUCUGGAUGAGCCGGUCAAGAUCGGCAGGUCGGUGGCUCGAUGCCGCCCGGCCCAGAACAACGCCACUUUUGAUUGUAAGGUUCUGUCUAGGAAUCAUGCCCUGGUCUGGUUUGACCAGAAGACUGGCAAGUUUUACCUCCAAGACACCAAGAGCAGCAAUGGAACUUUCAUAAACAGCCAGAGACUGAGUCGUGGUUCGGAGGAAAGUCCGCCCUGUGAGCUUCUGUCUGGCGACAUUAUACAGUUUGGUGUAGACGUCACCGAAAACACCCGCAAAGUCACCCAUGGCUGCAUUGUCUCUGCAAUAAAACUCUUUUUACCAGAUGGGAUGGAAGCACGGAGACGCAGCGAUGUGAUCCAGACACCACUGCCAAUCCCUGUGGACAAGGUUGCAGCCAACAGUCCCAGUGUCUAUUCUCAGGAACUGUUCCAGUUGUCCCAGUAUCUACAGGAGGCCUUACACAGGGAGCAGAUGUUGGAGCAGAAGUUGGCCACGCUGCAGCGACUGUUGACCUCCACACAGGAGGCGUCAGAGAGCAGUUGGCAGGCUCUCAUUGAUGAGGACCGCCUUCUGUCUCGACUGGAGGUGAUGGGCUGUCAGCUGCAGGCCUACUCGAAGGCUCAAACGGAGGAAGGGCUUCGCAAAGAACUGCUGGCUCUGCAGGAAGACAAACACAACUACGAGACCACAGCCAAGGAGUCACUGAGGAGAGUCCUGCAGGAGAAGAUCGAGGUGGUGAGGAAGCUAUCGGAGGUGGAGCGCUCCCUCAGUAACACCGAAGAUGAGUGCACUCACCUGAAGGAGGCAACGGAGAGAAGUCAGGAUGAGCUGAAGGAGUUGGCCGACAAAUACAACGCUGCCGUGGAGGAGAUCCGAGAGCUGAACCACAAGAUCAAGGCUGCAGAAGGUCGUCAGGAGGAGUUGACUCAGAGAGGAGCUACCGAGAAAAAAGAGCUGGAGUUGAAGAUUGAAGAGCUGGAGGAGAAGGAGCAGCUCCUCCAGGCCAGGAUUGAAGCUCUUCAGGCCGACAAGGACUUUACCAACCAGCGGCUCAGUGCACUGCAGGUGCGGAUGGAGCAGCUGCAGGAGAAGAACAGUAAAGACAACAACAGCCUGGACACGGUUCCUCCUGGAGAUCAUGCUGUGGAGGUGGAGGAGAGACAGGAGGACAAGGACGAUAUGGACGAUAUGGAUGAUAUGGAUGAUAGUGCAGGAGACUCUUCUGACAACUGUCACGUGAACAACAGUGGAGGAGAGUCGCCAAAAAUUCAGCAGCUGAUCCAAUGUCCAUCAGCAGUGAAAGCCAUAAAGGAAAAUGUCGUCUCUGCAAAGCAAAAACGAACAAGCUUUGAUGACAUGCUGGACGCUCAUCUGCAGAACAACCAGAGGACAGAAGAAGAUCCUGAUCCAGGAAGAGUGAACCAGAUGGAGGCCCGAGAGUCUGACAUGUCGGACACUCUGAGUCCCAGCAGAGACCGCAGCAGCGAUGACACGUCAGACGGAAAUGAAGAUGAAGAGGAGCUGAACCAACGUCAGAACAGAGUCAGCUUGCACCAAGAAGACCUCCAUCCAUCUCCUCUGGUUUCUGGAGAACCAGAGCAGAUCAUCCACCAUCUUCACAGAGAACUUCUAGAGGCUCAGGAUUUGGCUAACAAUGGCAAACACAAGUGUCUGGAGCUGCAGGUUCUGCUGGAAGAAGAGAGGCAGAGCAACUGCCGACUGACAGAGGAAUCCACCAAUCAGAUUCAGUAUUUGCAGUCUCAGCUGCUGAAGCUCCAGUCAGACCUGGAAUCUCUGAGGGAGCAGAGGGAGAUCAGCAUCUGCAGCACCAGAGAAGAACUGGACUCCGCCCAGGACGAGAUCCUGGUCCUGCGUCAUGCUAUGGAAUCAGCUGCCAACGAGCGGGAGCGAGAGAUCUCCACCCUGCAGGCUGACCUGGGUGGAGUCCGCUCAGAGCUGGAGCUCUGGAGAAGCAAGGCCUCCAAGUACGAGGAGGAGAUCAGCCUCCUACAGGAGGCCUUCAUCCAGCAGCAGGAGGAGCAGAAGACAGCCAAUCAGCUGCAGGCCCAGUGUGAAGUUCUGCAGCAGAAGUGUGUAUGUUUGCAGCAGGACUGUGACGGACUCAGAGAAGAACGAGGAAUUUUGCUGGACAGACUGAAGCAGCUGGAGGCGGAGCUUAGCAGGUCCAAGGAGCAGAGCCUGGUACUAAGCAGCAGCCUCCAGUCUUUGGAGAAGAGAGAAGAGGUUUUGCAGGAUAAACUGGGAUCUCUAGAGAAUCAGCAUCUGCAGGAUGCCAGCAGGCUGAAGAACCAACUAGACCAGGCUCAGGCCCGAACCCACAGCCUGCAGAAAGAGUGUGAGGACACCCAGUCUCAGCUGCAGAACCUUCGUCAGCGGUACCACCGAACUGAGCAGGAGAAGGUGAACAUCCACCAGGAGCUGCAGGAGUGCAGGAGGAACCUGGAGUUCAUGCAGGAGAACAAGAAGAACUCUCCAUCCAUUCUGCAGCCUGUCCAGACCAUGAUCAUGGGCCUAGUCCUGGUUCUGCUCUACUGGUUUCUGAGCCAGUUAUGGUAGAAAGAAGAGUGGGCGGAGCCACUGGAUGCCACUGGUGGCAGUGAUUGUGGUGGCUACAGCCGUCAUCCUCUACCCUCAUCUGUCCAGGAGCAGCUCCACCUAGAAGCGGACACUGAAACACACAUACACUGCGUUUCCUGUAUAAAGUCUCACUGUACAUAACUGUAGAGGGAAAUUUGGUUUUUACACCAACCUUUUUUUUUAUUAUUAUUAUUAUUAUUAUUAUUCAUGUUUGUUUGUGGUGAUGGAGGCUGUUUGUUUUUUUUUUUUUUUUUUUGGUUUUAUCCUGAAUGUUUGUAAACGGAUCACACUUCUACAGGAAUUGUUUCGGCGUAACUGACCGCGACAGUGUAGUCAUGGGAACACCGUUGGUCAUGAUGCUGUCAGUGACAUCAUCGUUGCAUGGUCCAUGCCCUAGGAAAUAAUUGUAGAAAUCAGUGAGAUUUUUUUUUUUUUUUUUUUUUCAGUAAUUGGUCCCACACUGAUUGGUAACUGCCAAUAUUUCACUAAUGAAUUGAUUGGUCAUUAAUUUAUUGACAACCACUGGUGAUUAAUCACAGACUAACCACAAUAAUGAAGGUCAGUUGAACGACGGUGCUGUUUGAGCUAUCGACCAUCAUUUGGUUUAUCAUUGAUCAGUUAUUGUGUGCGUCCAGGAACUUUGUCAGAUAAAUAAACAAAACAGGUCAAACUCCUGAGACAUUUUUUUUUCUCUGCUGUUUGAACAGGAAGUGACAGACGAACCAACCUUUCUUCUUAUGUUCUAAGGACAUGGUUGUGUACCAGUACAUCAACACGUGUGUGCGGCUUUGUGUAUAAGACUGUGCGUGUCUGUGUGACUGUCCGACUGUGUGCCUGUUUAAAAAUAACACUAAAGUUGAAAAAAAAAAAUUACAAAUGUAAAUUUUAAUCUUGAUUAAAACAAACAAAUAAACAGAUUAUUUUGUUAAAGAGAUGACAGUGGGUGGCGCUAAUGAGGAAGAUGUUUAAAUUUGCAGAUGUUUGGAUUAAAGAUGUAGCAGCAAAAAAA